AUGGGGGCUGAACGCCACAGAGUGCCUUUUGUUCCGCCUCUAACUCCGUGGCGGGCACGACUGAUUGCAGGCCCCGGGCCGGGGACGGGUUACGUGCCAGGCGGGUCCGCCCGCGGGAGCCGCACCGCGUCGGGCUCUUGGCAGCGCGAUAGUCCGCACGGGGCCCGCGCGCGUCCCGGCUAUUGCCGGGCCAGGUCCGCUGGUGCCGAGCCCGAGGAAGAGCCGCGGAAGAAACCUCUUUGCCUUCCCAACUCCGCAGAGAGCUCUGGGCCGUCAAAAACUGACCACCACCGCAAGGCCGGACAGCCGAAGUCCCGGGCGUAA
Rangifer tarandus platyrhynchus (Svalbard reindeer) is the source of this 324-nucleotide messenger RNA. The record is from the annotation of a GenBank genome assembly. Lineage: Eukaryota; Metazoa; Chordata; Mammalia; Artiodactyla; Cervidae.